This is a messenger RNA of Stereum hirsutum FP-91666 SS1, 2882 nucleotides long. RefSeq names its product RabGAP/TBC. The transcript is spliced from 7 exons. Gene Ontology annotation, molecular function: GTPase activator activity. Lineage: Eukaryota; Fungi; Basidiomycota; Agaricomycetes; Russulales; Stereaceae. The record is from RefSeq and is a predicted model, not a curated record. Gene Ontology annotation, biological process: activation of GTPase activity. Bases 511 to 2769 code for a protein of 752 amino acids.
CGCUUGUUCAUUCUGUCUGUCAACAUCUGCUCUAUUCCAUCUAAAUUGCUGUGCAAGAUUCAGAGACUGCUUCCAUACCUGAAUCGUGUUUACUAGAAUACUGAAAACGCUUGGACGACACCAUGACAUCCGAGGAACGUCGGACAACACGGCCUCCACUCGAAGACAUCAGGUUACUCCAACUGUAGCUCUUUCUGUAUCCUUCUGCAUGGUGGCUCACUCCUGCACUUGUUUUUCGGUUUGCUUGUUUGUGGGUGAAGAGCAGCGUAUGAUCAUCUAUUUCAUUCCGAUCUCAGCCUGUCCAAGAUCAAAGAUGCGGCGCUCGGAGGUCGUCUGUUUCAUUCGCCAGGGGAGUCCAUCGGUGUCUGUGGAAGAAGUAUAGCAUGGAAGAUAUUUCUCACUCCACCAGGCCCACUUCAACCACCACCAGAUCUCCCACUGACCCCACAACCCUACGUCGAAUCCGUCCAAAUUUCGCGCCAAGAAUACACACGUUUACUACUCGAAAAGAUGAAGGCUCCAGAUGGAAGUUACGAAGAUGGCUUCUUGAUUCCAGGGGCGGAUACCGCACCGGAGCGGACAGGGAAGGGUUCGAGUAAUCUGGAGAGGAAUAAUCCGUUGAGUUUGCAUGAUGAGAAUCCAUGGAAGGAAUGGUUCGCGGCUGUUGAGCUGAGGAAGACUAUUCUGCAGGACGUAGAACGGACAUUUCCAGAUAUAGCGUACUUCCGCGAACCCGUCGUCCAAUCCCAACUCACCAACAUUCUCUUCCUCUAUUCUGUCAUGCAUCCCGCAAUAGGCUAUCGCCAAGGCAUGCAUGAACUUCUCGCACCACUCUACUAUGCCGUGGACUACGACUCGCUCUCCUCAUCCGACACACCGACACCCGACGCCACCACCACCUCACUGAGCGAACUCUGUUCUCGCCGCUGGGUCGCGGCCGACGCCUGGGCUCUCUUCACUACCGUCAUGCGAGGCGUAGGUCGCUGGUAUGAGUGGCGCGAGGCUCCGCCGAACCUUUUAGAUCUCUCACCUACAGCUCUCAACGCCGCCACACCUUUCUCAGGCCACGUCAAUAUCAAUACAGCAGGGAAUGGGACCGUGCCCAACGGACAGGUCAAGAUGCCGGAUGAGUAUGUGGCGCCGAUAUUGAGGGAGUGUGGGAGGAUACAGGGAGAGCUGCUGAAAGGUGUGGAUCCGACGCUGUGGGCCAGGAUGAAGGAAGCGGGGAUUGAACCGCAGAUUUACGGGAUACGGUGGUUGCGGCUGAUUUUUACCCGCGAGUUCAACAUGCAUGAUGCUAUGAUGAUGUGGGAUGGCUUGUUUGCAGUUGACCCGUCAUUUGAGCUCGCACCAUGGAUAUGCGUAGCAAUGCUGAUGCGCAUACGGAACCAACUGAUACCAGCCGACUACAGCACACAACUAACCUACCUUCUCCGUUAUCCCAAUCCUUCCAAUGUCCCAACUACCCCAGAAUCCAAUCGCAUAACUCUCCUCCUCCGCCAAGCUCUAACCCUACAGAUGUCCCCGAGCCCCGCCACAGGUGCCGCCAUCGUAUUCGAAAACCGAAACCUGCUUGGUUUACCCACAGAAGUCCCGGAGCCACUGACGCAACCAUUGCGCAGAGGUCCUGGCGGGCAAGGAAGGAGAAGAGCGAGUGUCAGUGCGAGCGAAGCGGAGGGCGGGGUAAGAAGAGGUUCUGGUGCGGGCAUCGGGAUAGGUCUGGGUGGGAGAAGUUCGCCGGGACAAGGACAUACGAGACAAUCGAGUUCGCAAAUUGGAGCUCUGCCGGAGAUGAUUGCGAAGGGGCUGUUGGACCGGGGAGAAGCGUUGGGGAUCAAUAAAGCUUUUUUGCAUGCUGUUUCCGAAGUCAAGCGCAAUUUACCAGACCUCUCGGCAUCUAUGGCCCGUUCACCGGGAAGCCAGUCGGCCUCAUAUACCGCAUACCCAUUAUUAGAUGAGCGCCCCGUAGAAGAACGGCCACCAUGGGAGCCCCGGACAAGGUUUGAGAUGGAGAGGGAUGUCUCGGAGAUGUUGGUGAAGCAGAAGAUGCUAGGAGAAUCCGUUUCAUGGAUCGUCGACACCCUCCUCCUUGAUGAGGGCGAGAUACCGACCGAAGAGGAGGCUAAAACCAUCAAGGCUCGGAAACGUGAAGCACUGGAGUCUCUGGCUUACGUCAGAGAUGUACUGUUAGGGAGCGUGACGACAAUUGAGGCGGAACGACUAAUCAGCGAUGAGGAGGUGAAAAAGCGAAAGGAGAAGGCUAGAAGAGAGCAGGAAGAGGCGGAGAGGGAGCAAUCAUCCUUAGAACAACCCAUCAUAUCCCCGCCACCACGCUCACAUCCUGCCGCUCCACCAUCUGUUGCUCAUGCAAGACCUAUCGCCUCCCGAAGAUCGUCGCCGCAACAUUCAUCCGCACCCCGACCAACUGCUCCGUCUUUCGUCUCUCCUCGAAGUGAAAUCCCCAAUCCACUCAGUCCCGCUACUUCCUCCUCGAGUGCGGGCACGCCGAGCGCUAACAUUUCCCGUGCCCCUUGGAAUUAUACACGAUCCGACUUCUCAAAUGCUAUUUCGCCCGUGCCCGUGCCAUCGCUAGCUCCCCCACCCCGAGCAUCAACAACCACAAGUCGAUCGCCGUCACACACGACGACACCAUCGGGAUCGUACCCACCACCACCUCCGCCAUCCCAGUCACAGUCUGCAGGACAGCCUGUCCGUGAGCAAGCUCCGUUGCAGAAGGUACACCACGAUCCACUUGGAGUGCUACGGUAGAGAUCGAGAAGUCGGACACUGCAGUCGUAUACCAAUCUUGUAAUAUCACUUGUCCACAGCUAUCCAUGUUGCUCAAUGUAAUGGGUGUCUCAUUUCCUUGCACUCCGAUAUCG